UCAUACCAUACAUACAUACAGAUGAAUCCAAUUUGGACCGAUUCUUCAUCUUCCUCCGUCAUUUCUAAACCUCUCUCAAUUCUCUCUCGUCUAAUCGUCUGUGCUAAUCGGAGACCAUGAACAACUCUAGAUCGAAUUAGAAUUCAGGUAUCUGACCUUUUAUCAUCUUCAAAGAACAUGUCAAGCGGUCUUUAUACGCAUUGGUGUCACCGAUGCCGCCAGCCUAUUAGAAUUCGAACCAGUCGUGAUUUGUUUUGCCCCUUUUGUGACGGUGGCUUCAUACAAGAACUUAGUGAGUUAGCAGGUGGUGGUGGUGGUGGUGGAGAAUCAAAUAGUUUUGGAUAUGAUCCAAGAUUCGGUAUCAUGGAUGCUUUUGCCAAUUUCAUGACACAUAGAAUAACUGCCGAGAGGAACAACAGCACCACCAACAACAACAUCCCUCACUUUGAUAUGCGGUUGAUUCGCAAUGGUCAAGUCCCUGCGAUUAGUAGGAGAAGGAUGAUACCUGGUGAUGGAUUCGACUUCUUCUUGAAUGGCAGUCCUCGUGAUUUUGACGAUAGUUUCAGGGAGAAUUUGACCGGUAUACUCGAACAUCUCACAAUGGAACAUCUCACAGCAGGGCUUAAUAUCAAUAAUAACCGACAACAGGGACCACCCCCUGCUCCUCGUUCAGCGAUAGAGGCUAUGCCGAAGAUUAAGAUUUCACAGAUUCAUGUUAAUAAAGAUUCGCACUGCCCAGUUUGUAAAGAUAAAUUUGAGUUGGGUUCUGAAGGAAGAAUAAUGCCGUGUGAACAUAUGUAUCAUUCGGAUUGUAUUGUUCCUUGGCUGGUUGAACAUAACUCGUGCCCUGUUUGUCGGUUUGAGCUUCCUCAAUCUGGUGGGGGAAUUAGUAGAAGAAGAGCAGGCGUUGAAAUGAAUUAUGGCACAAAUCUUGCUAGUAGGGAAGAUGGUGGUGGUAGUUCUUCUGGUUCUAGUCAAGGAACUAGGAUGAGGAAUCCACUCUCGUUUUUAUGGCCUUUUCGAUCUUCUUCGAGCCAAAAUGGAGGAGGAAACAACUCGUCUCCUCCUCCUCCUUUCAAUGAAAACAACAACAAUAAUACUUACUACUCUGGGUGGCCUUUCAACUAAAUAACUUGGUAGUUUUCGAGUCUAGAUGUUCAGUUGAAUCUGAGUCCGGUAAAAUCUCAACUUCUUAAGUGAAAACUCUACUCCGAGUGAGUUUGGUUGGGUAGUUGUUAUUUGUUUACGGAGUUUCGCAAACAUGUGAAUUUCGUGUUUUUAUUAAUCUUCUUUUUUGGGAAUAUUUUGUUAUGAAUCAUGCAAAAAAAAAAUGUUUUAAGCUUGUG
This is a messenger RNA of Impatiens glandulifera, 1346 nucleotides long. RefSeq names its product probable E3 ubiquitin-protein ligase RHC1A. Gene Ontology annotation, biological process: protein ubiquitination. The coding region runs from base 178 to 1128 and encodes 316 amino acids. Gene Ontology annotation, molecular function: ubiquitin protein ligase activity. The transcript has 2 exons. Gene Ontology annotation, cellular component: cytoplasm. Lineage: Eukaryota; Viridiplantae; Streptophyta; Magnoliopsida; Ericales; Balsaminaceae. The record is from RefSeq and is a predicted model, not a curated record.